This is a messenger RNA of Beta vulgaris subsp. vulgaris (sugar beet), 1979 nucleotides long. RefSeq lists its product as uncharacterized. Lineage: Eukaryota; Viridiplantae; Streptophyta; Magnoliopsida; Caryophyllales; Amaranthaceae. Gene Ontology annotation, molecular function: protein binding. Gene Ontology annotation, cellular component: Cul4-RING E3 ubiquitin ligase complex; cytoplasm. The record is from RefSeq and is a predicted model, not a curated record. The transcript has 5 exons. The coding region runs from base 273 to 1784 and encodes 503 amino acids.
UGGUGUAGCGGUGUGCAAGUAGCAUCAAACCAUGACAAACAAAUCCACUUCAAAUGUACUAUGUCUUUAUUCUUUCCCCAUCUUUCAUUUAUCUUGAGAAUUUACUAUUCACAGAAGAUUAGAAAGACCGAAGUAAUUCUCUUAAAAAAGCAGAAUAGUUAUAAUUCAAGAACAUUCUUUUAAUUACUUCUCUUCAUCUUAUUCAUACUUCAGUUUGUGAUGUUACUAAAUUUAACUCUGAAUAGUGAAUACCCAAAUUCUGGAGAGAGAAAAUGUGGUCAAGCUUGAAGAAGGGUGAUGGGGAUUGGUUUUCAAGCAGCUUCAGGAGAGAACUGGGUUUAACUCAGCCUAGAUGUUUCUCUCGUCGUCUUUCUGCGUCUCAGAUUUUUACGCGUGGUGCUGGUUGCCCAAAAAAGAUUUCUUGUUUGUCUGACUGCUGUUGCACUUUGAUGCAGGGGCUUGUCCAACAACUUGACCUGUAUGCAAAGUUAGUUGGUCAUGAGGGCUGUGUCAACACUGUGGAAUUCAAUUCGACUGGCGAGGUUUUGGUGUCAGGUUCAGAUGAUAAACAAGUUAUAGUCUGGGAUUGGGCAUCAAAACGUAAAAUCUUUGCAUAUCCAUCUGGCCACUUAGAGAAUAUUUUCCAGACUAAGAUAAUGCCGUUUAGUGAUGAUAGGGUUAUUGUCACGUCCGCAGCAGAUGGACAGGUGAGGGUUGGUCAAGUCUUGGAGGAUGGUAGUGUUGAUACAAAGAGGUUAGGGAAGCAUAGAGGAGCUGUCUUCAAGCUUGCUGUGGAGCCUGGAAGUCCUUACAUAUUUUACAGCUGUGGCGAGGAUGGCUUUGUUCAACAUUUUGAUCUGCGAAGCAAUUCUUCUACAAAGCUCUUCUCUUGUUGCUCCUUUGCAGAAGGUGGCAGGUCGGAUUUUACUAGUAGUGUCAGAUUGAACGCAAUUGUGACUGAUCCAAGAAACCCUAAUUAUCUUGCUGUGGGGGGCUCUGAUGAAUAUGUGCGUGUAUAUGACAUGAGAAAAUGUCAUUGGGAUGCAUCCAGUAAUUUGGAUCAACCAGUAAAUACCUUCUGUCCUCAUCAUCUCAAGGAGAGUGGCAAUGCUCACAUCACUGGGUUAGCUUACUCUCAUGCAAGUGAACUACUUGUUUCAUACAACGAUGAGCUCAUUUACUUGUUUCAGAAGAACAUGGGAAUGGGCACGAAUCCAAGGUCUACUUCAGCUGAAGAGCUGGAGAAACUUUAUGAUCCCCAAGUUUAUUGUGGGCAUAGAAAUUCACAAACUGUUAAAGGUGUCAAUUUUUUUGGUUCCAAUGAUGAAUAUGUUAUCAGUGGAUCGGAUUGUGGCCAUAUCUUCAUUUGGGACAAAAAAGACACCAAACUUGUACGUUUGAUGGUUGGAGAUAGACACAUAGUAAAUCAGCUUGAGCAACAUCCAUCCAUGCCUGUCCUAGCCACUUGUGGUAUAGAAAAGAGUGCUAAAAUCUGGUCUCCGGUGUCAAAGAAAGUUCGCCCCCUACCUGCUGAUGUAGAUGAGAUUAUGGAGUCCAACAGGCAAGGAAGAGAGGAUCAUUCACGGGUGACCCUCACCCCUGAUGUUAUAAUGCAUGUAUUACGGCUACAGAGACGACAAACACUGGCUUUUGUCGAAAGGCGGCCCAGGAGAGGCAAUAGUGACAGUGAUGAAGAUGAUAGUGAAGGAGAGGCUUAUGUAUUAAGGUUUUCUGAUAGAGAUGCUGCCAUCGAUGAGGACCCUAGAGAAUGCAACAUUAGCUAGUUUUCACCUUGUAGAGCAGAGUCUAUGUUUUUUUUCUUAUAUCUGUAUCGUGGUCCUUUUUUAAUUUAUACUUCUUUUCCUCUGUGCUGAUCACUCCAUACCUGUAAGGCUGUAAUGUGUAGGGUGCUUGUAUUAUAUUGUUUAGGAUUUACAAUAAAUAAACUAAGAGGAAUAUCACUUUUCUCGCGGAAGCAA